AUGUCGAACCCAAGUUACGAAGGUCUGCCCUUCUGGGGCACUUGCCCCUCUGAUCCCAGCUUUGUCUACGAAAAGCCGAGUCCUUUGAGAAUUGUGAAGGCUAACGAGAGCAUGUAUAAGCGACAUACGGCAAAUCAAUCUAACCAAGGUAGCUCUAAAUACAGGCGGUCAAUUCAAGGGGACGGGUCUCUUACAGUCGCCAAGAGGCGCAAGAUCAACCCAGGACAAGCAGAUGCAGACAAAGAAAACUCAAGAUGGCCACAUGAUGACCCGGGUAUGGGAGAACAAGGCAGUCGAACCUUGCGCGAAGCCAAAUGCUAG
Messenger RNA from Fusarium odoratissimum NRRL 54006, 321 nucleotides. RefSeq lists its product as uncharacterized. Lineage: Eukaryota; Fungi; Ascomycota; Sordariomycetes; Hypocreales; Nectriaceae. The transcript has a single exon. The record is from RefSeq and is a predicted model, not a curated record. Bases 1 to 321 code for a protein of 106 amino acids.